This is a messenger RNA of Solea solea (common sole), 1648 nucleotides long. RefSeq lists its product as uncharacterized. Lineage: Eukaryota; Metazoa; Chordata; Actinopteri; Pleuronectiformes; Soleidae. The record is from RefSeq and is a predicted model, not a curated record. The transcript has 7 exons. Bases 989 to 1477 code for a protein of 162 amino acids.
GCUCCAAUUAACGCUGCGUUUGUGUGUGUAUCUGCGUCAUUACCUCGUUUAUGAAACCCUGAAGUUUCAGAACAAACAGUUCAGCCACUGCUGAGAAAAUAGUGUUGUAUUGUUGUCCUGGGCUCUGCCAAGCGGAUCUGCACUUCCCGAAGCUGAUGAUGUCAUCAGAAAUCCUCAACACUCCUCUCACCACCGUAGCUCCUCCUGGUGCGGGCACUACUCCGGGCACAUCCGGUUGCGUAAAUUCAACCGCAGAAGAAGAACUAGUCUCGUUGUAGCUGCUGAGCAUAUCGGUUGAGAACAUGUCUUCGAAAAAAAGAUCAGUUUGCUCUGUUCUGGGUUGUAGUAAACAAGGACAGACGCUCCACAAGCUCCCCACCAAUGAGCAAACAAAAGCUCAGUGGAUAUUGUUCAUUUUUGAUGGGAAUGUGCCUGCUACAUUUCCCAAAAUUCUCCAUGUAUGUGGCAACCACUUCACGGAGGAUUGUUACACAAACUUCGCGCAAUACAAAGCAGGGCACAGCACCACACUUCGCCUCAAAGAAGGAGCAGUACCUACAAUACAUGCUGGAUUACCUGCAGCACAAGAUCGUUUUAUCCACACGGGCACACAAACAGAAGCUCCAAGUGUGAGAACAUGUGCCACUCAACUGUCAAUUGGGACCUUGAAAGCACACGUGCACAGCCAAAGGACCCAGACACCAGUGUUGUCACAUGAGACUGCUGGCACACAAACCACACUGCCGGAGUACAGUUCUCAUUAUGACACCUUCCGGAAACAUGCAAGGAAAUACCUGGAACCUGCAAUCGUCCACAAGUGGAAGAGUGACCAGCAGGUCCUUUUCUCCACAUUGAAACCGGGGGGGGAAAGUUCAAGUUGCAGGAGACAUGCGUGCAGAUUCUCCAGGGCACUCUGCAAAAUUUGGGAGCUAUUCCUUGAUGCACAUGGACAGCAACAAAAUUUUGGACCUCCAGCUAGUUCAGAGCAAUGAAGUGGGUGGUAGCUACCACAUGGAAAAGGAGGGACUACGACGAAGUCUGUACUACAGUGCAACGUCCUCAACAUCGGGCCCAGAGAAGGUUGUACCUUGCAUCCAUGCAUCACAACGAAAAUUCCAGCCGUGAGCAGGCAACAACAACUUUAGGCCAAGCUGUCUACAGAGUGUCGUAUUCGAAGGCCAAGAAGGGAGAACCCACCGCAAAGCCGGUCAAAACAGACCCCACGUACAACUAUGUGGCUGAAUUGAUGAGGCUGGUGUUCGAGGAGGUGAUGGAGGACCCAGAGUCUUUCGCUGAGGACAUGAGGAAGAUCGCCAUCCCAGAGACCCUGUCAGCCCAGUAUGACAGACCCUCAAAGGAGGAAGUCAUUGCCUCACACGUGACCCGCUUCAGUCAAGGGGUGGGCGGAAGCCAACAUAUUGUCCAGCCAGAUCAGGAAACUCCUGGCGUAUCCGGCACACGACACACGACGAGAUGACAACUCGUACACGUCGUCCCAAAUAUCCCCAGCACCAGCUGACAAAGCUGCGGUAUGCUAAAUGCCGGUAGCGACUGGAAAGUGGAUAGAAAUGUAAAAAAAAUUAAAUGCUGCUCUUGCACUGUGCACAUUUUGUGCAAAAAGUUUUUAUUAAACAUUUCUAAGACACAA